Messenger RNA from Miscanthus lutarioriparius, 975 nucleotides. The record is from the annotation of a GenBank genome assembly. Lineage: Eukaryota; Viridiplantae; Streptophyta; Magnoliopsida; Poales; Poaceae.
AUGCCGCUCAUGAAGAGGCUAACAUUCGACAUCAUCUGCCUGCUGCUCUUCGGCCUCAAGCGGAGCACCGGUGACUUCGAGCGCGUCAUGGAUGGUAUCUGGGCCGUCCCGGUGAACCUGCCGUUCACGGCUUUCAGCCGGAGCCUUAGGGCUAGCGCCAGGGCUCGCCGGUUGAUCGCCGGGAUCUUACGGGAGACCAGGGCCAAGCUAGAAAGGGGCGAGGCCUCCCGGAGUAGCGACCUCAUCGCGUGCCUGCUCAGUCUGACCGACCGCAGCGGCGCGCCGCUGCUGAGCGAGAAGGAGAUCGUGGACAACUCCGUGGUGGCCCUCAUCGCUGGCCACGACACGUCGUCCAUCCUCAUGGCGUUCAUGGUCCGCCAGCUCGCCAACGACCCGGACACCCUCGCCGCCAUGGUGACCGUCGCCACGGCUCGCGACGCAGAGCACGACAACAUCGCAAAGAGCAAGGGCCAUGGCGAGGCCCUGGACUGGGAGGACCUAGCGAAGAUGAAGCACACGUGGCGCGUCGCGCUGGAGACCCUUCGCUUGGUGCCUCCCAUGUUAAGCGACUUCCGGCGAGCGUUACUGGACGUCGAGUUCGACGGCUACCUCAUCCCAAAAGGAUGGCAGGUGUUCUGGGUGGCGAUCGUGACGCACAUGGACCCGGACAUCUUCCCCGAGCCGACCAUGGUUGACCCAUCUCGGUUCGAGAACCAGUCGGUGGCGGCGGCGCCACCGUUCUCGUUCGUCGUGUUCGGCGGGGGUCCGAGGAUCUGUGUCGGCAUGGAGUUCGCCAGGAUCGAGACGCUUGUGACGAUGCAUUACCUCGUCAGGCGAUUUAGGUGGAAGCUCUGCUGUAAGAACGACACAUUUGCCAGGGACCCCAUGCCAUUGCCGCUGCACGGACUGCCCAUAGAACUUAGCAGAAGGUAUCGCCAUGAUUGUAAGACAAAACUUGGCAGCAGAUCUGCAUAA